This is a messenger RNA of Gossypium raimondii (Peruvian cotton), 1212 nucleotides long. RefSeq lists its product as uncharacterized. The transcript has 2 exons. Bases 219 to 1001 code for a protein of 260 amino acids. Gene Ontology annotation, molecular function: S-adenosylmethionine-dependent methyltransferase activity. Lineage: Eukaryota; Viridiplantae; Streptophyta; Magnoliopsida; Malvales; Malvaceae. The record is from RefSeq and is a predicted model, not a curated record.
GUAUCCCAAAAGAAGAAGAAACAGAAUAAAACUUUGCGAGCCUCCGUCGAUGCUUGGCACCUUCACCAGUUGCAUCAUGGAUACACAAUUCUCUUUUGUCUUCCCUUCCUUUUAUCUUAUCUCGUACUUAUUCCUGGGAAGCUAUAAAUAAGAAAGCAGAGUAAUUGGUGGGUCACUCAUCAUCUAUCAAAACCAAACCAGAGCAAAAACAAAAAACAAUGGCAAAUUUGUUCAUCAAGCAAGCAGAGCAGUACGCACAAGGUCGACCAAGCUACCCACCACACUUGUUCCAAUUCAUUGCCUCAAAGACUUCCCAACAAGAUCUUGCAUGGGAUGUCGGCACUGGUAGUGGUCAGGCUGCUCGAUCUUUGGCUGAGAUUUACAAUAAUGUGAUAGCAACAGACACGAGCUCAAAACAGCUUGAAUUUGCUACAAAACUCCCCAAUAUCCGAUACCAACAAACCUCACCAACAAUGUCCUCGGCCGAGCUUGAACAAAAAGUGGGAGCAGAAUCAAGUGUAGAUCUAGUGACCAUAGCCCAAGCCAUGCACUGGUUCGACCUUCCUGUAUUUUACAAACAGGUGAAAUGGGUAUUGAAGAAACCCCAUGGGAUCAUCGCGGCAUGGUGCUACACCACCCCAGAAGUCAACGACUCCAUGGACAAGGUGCUUGAACGAUUUUACAAAAACCCAUACUGGGAUUCAGCGCGACAGAUGGUGGAUGAUAAGUACAAAACCAUCGAUUUUCCGUUUGAGGCAGUCGAUGGAGAGGAUAGUACAGGACCGUUUGAGUUUGAGAAUGAGAGAUGGAUGGGUUUAGAGGAUUACUUUACUUACUUAAGAUCAUGGUCCGCGUAUCAGAAGGCUAAGGAGAAGGGUGUGGAGCUUUUGAGCGAGCAUGUGGUUGAAGAGUUCAAGCGUGCUUGGGGUGAAGAUGAAAAUGGUGGGCAAAAACUGGUUAAAUUCCCGAUUUAUCUGAGGAUCGGAAAAGUGGGUGCAUAACUACCAUGAUUGGUUAUCGUAAUGCUAAAUGAGAAGAUCAGAUGAGAUAACUGGGGUCUAAUAAUAAAUAGCUUUUUUUUAUAUUCUUGCGGUUUCCAUUAUUAGCUCUUUGAAAGGAAAAAAUAUUACAUGUGAUAAGUAACAUAGACAUAAUUUUAUUCCAACAUCUCUUUCCUUUCUUAUAAAAAGAAGUUAUUGAUGUCUUCUUUCA